This is a messenger RNA of Sorex fumeus (smoky shrew), 3705 nucleotides long. It is a transcript of the gene TDRD12, whose product is annotated as tudor domain containing 12. The transcript has 30 exons. Gene Ontology annotation, molecular function: nucleic acid binding; ATP binding. The coding region runs from base 1 to 3705 and encodes 1234 amino acids. Lineage: Eukaryota; Metazoa; Chordata; Mammalia; Eulipotyphla; Soricidae. Gene Ontology annotation, biological process: germ-line stem cell division; transposable element silencing. The record is from RefSeq and is a predicted model, not a curated record.
AUGCUCGAGGUGCUGGUGCUGAAGAUUGAAGAUCCAGGUUGUUUCUGGGUUAUUAUAAAAGGAUACAGUCCCUUUCUAGAUCAUGAAGUUGACUAUCAAAAACUACAUAGUGCCAUGAAUGACUUCUAUAAUAGCAUGUGUCAAGAUGUAGAAAUCAAGCCACUAAUGUUGGAAGAAGGGCAGGUUUGUGUGGUUUAUUGUCAAGAACUGAAGUGCUGGUGCAGGGCUGUUAUUAAGUCAAUUGUGUCAUCGGCAGAUCAUUACCUGGCAGAAUGUUUUUUGGUGGAUUUUGCCAAGAAUAUUCCAGUGAAAUCUAAAAACAUACGUGUUGCAGUGGAAAGUUUUAUGCAGCUUCCGUACAGAGCGAAGAAAUUCAGGUUAUAUUGCACACAGCCUGUUACCUUACACAUUGACUUCUGUGAAGACAGUGCUGAAAUUUUACCCUCCAAGAAGUGGGACAGUGCCGCUGUUCAGUAUUUUCAGAGCAUUCUCAAAGAGACUUCCCAGGUGGAAGCCAAAUUAUGUGCUGUGGAAGAAGAUACUUUUGAGGUUUAUCUUUAUGUAACGAUAAAAAAUGAAAAGGUUUGUGUUAAUGAUGAUCUGGUUGCAAAGAACUUUGCUUGUUACGUAUCACCCAUGGAAAACAAAAGCCUUAAUGGCUUAGAGAAGCCAAGAAUGAAUCUAAAGUCAGCAGCCUUUUCCAGUAAACUCAACCCAGCACUCACUCUCUGGCCAAUGUUUGUGCAAGGAAAAGAUGGCCAAGGAAUGAAAAAUUCCCAGGAUUUGGCUUUUCUGAUACAGUCUCUGCGGCCUCCCUGGCCCAAGAGUGUCGAGCUAGGACCAGCCUCUUCAUCCCUGGCACUGUCGAAGACAAAAUCUGAAAAGGAAGAACAGUGCCUCUCCCUGAAAGAUGUAAACAAGUGUGUUGAAUCUUCAGUGUACUGGCCCACAAAGAGAGGCAUAACUAUAUAUGCUGAGCCCGAUAUACCAGCCCCCAGUACUUUGUGUCAGAAGCCAAACGAGAAAUCCUUCAGAUUGGCCGAGAAGAAAGAAUAUGAUGAGAAGAAUGGCUGUGUGAAAUUAUUGCAGUUUUUAAAUCCAGAUCCGCUGAGAGCUGAUGGAAUCUCUGAUUUGAAGCAGUUACAGAAACUGAAGUCAGGCACCUGGCAGCCCUUUGCAGUACUCCGUAACAAAGUGGAACCGUGCUUGUCUAUGGAUGUGGCACCACUUUCCACGGACCUGAAAAAGGCUCUUCAAAGGAACAAGUUUCCAGGACCGAGCCACACUGCGUCUUACGCGUGGCCUCCCAUCGCGCGGGGCUGUGAUGUGGUGGUCAUCUCCCACUGUGGAAACGACCCAUUGUUGUACCUCCUGCCACUGCUCACAAUUUUGCAAACAGGGGGCUGCUACAAGUCACUACCGAGUAGAAACGGACCUCUGGCCGUCAUCGUGUGCCCUGGCUGGAAGAAGGCCCAGUUCAUUUUUGAGUUGCUGGGGGACUAUAACCUGUCGUCCAAGCCUCUUCACCCCAUGCUACUGACAAUUGGACUCCACAAAGAUGAAGCCAAGAACAUGAAGCUUCCAAGAGGGUGUGAUGUGAUUGUCACGACACCACAUAGCCUCCUGAGAUUGCUCAAAUACCAAAGCUUGUUGUUUCUUAGACUCUGUCACCUCAUUUUGGAUGAGGCAGAAGUACUGUUCGUUGAAGCUAAUGAACAAAUGUUUGCUAUAUUAGAUAACUUUAAAAAAAAUACUGAGGUUGAAGAAAGGGAGUCUGCACCACAUCAGAUUGUCGCCGUUGGCGUCCACUGGAACAAACACAUAGAACAUUUAAUCAAGGAAUUCAUGAAUGACCCGCACAUCGUGAUCACCGCCCUGGAGGAGGCCGCGCUUUAUGGCAGUGUCCAACAGAUAGUGCACCUUUGCCUCGAAAGUGAAAAAACCUCCACUUUGCUCCAGACUCUUGAUUUUGUUCCCAGUCAAGCACAAAAGACCUUGAUUUUCACUUGUUCAGAAGCUGAGACGGAGAUCGUGUCUAAGGUUGUAGAAAGCAGUUCAAUAUUUUGCCUGAAAAUGCACAAAGACUUGAUCUUUAACAUGAAGAGUGUUUUAGAGCAGUGGAAGAAGAAGUUAAGUUCUGGCUCUCACAUUGUGUUAGCCUUAACAGAUGACUGCAUCCCACUCUUGGCCAUCACUGAUGCGACCUGUGUGAUCCACUUCAGCUUCCCUUCUUCACCCAAGAUUUUUGGUGCACGCCUCUAUUGCAUGUCUGAUCAUUUCCAGGGUACAACCGAACAGGGAUCUCCCGCAGAGCAGGGAGACAGGAAGACCAAGUCUGUCUUGCUGCUGACAGAGAGAAACGCAUGCCAUGCAGUCGGUAUUCUUCGCUACUUGGAACGAGCAGACGCCAAGAUCCCGUCCCAGCUGUAUGAGUUCACAGCAGGAGUCCUGGAAGCCAAAGAAGAUAAGAAAGCGAGAAGGCCUCUCUGUCCAUACCUUAAGGCUUUUGGGUUUUGCAAAGACAAAAGGAUAUGUCCUGACCGACAUCAUAUUAAUCCAGAAAUAGACAUGUCAAGGAAAUUUUCAAACCAGGAUCUACCCAAGUUUGGUUACAUUAAAAUUAUACCCUUUUAUAUUUUGAACGCAACAAAAUACUUUGGUCGUAUAAUUGAUAAACAUGUGGAUCUUUAUGAAACUCUGAAUGCUGAAAUGAAGGCAUAUUUUGAAGAUUUUAAUAAUAAAACAACUGUUGAAAAGGUGGAGAAAUUUGGAUUAUAUGGAUUGGCAGAAAAAGCAGUUUUUCAUAGGGUCCAGGUGUUGGAGAAGAGUGCAAAGGAAGACACCUACGUCUUGGACAGUGUCCUGGUCAAUUUCAUAGAUGAGGGCAGGACGGGGCUUGUCACCCGAGACCAGCUGCUGCAUCUCCCAGACCGUUUCCACACGCUGCCCCCACAAGCCAUGGAGUUUAUCGUGUGUCGAGUCAAGCCCGCCGAUAGCGAAAUUGAGUGGAAUCCAAAGGUUACUAGGUAUAUUCAUCACAAAAUUAUUGGAAAACCACAUGAUGCAAAAGUGAUACUGGCUUUGGGGAAUACGGUUUGGAUCGAUCCAAUGGUGCACAUCACCAAACUUUCAAAUUUGAAAACUUCUAUCAUUGAUUAUAACGUUCGAGCUGAAAUUCUGUCAAUGGGCAUGGGUGUUGACAAUUCAGAACAUAUCGAACAACUGGAGAAAUUAUUCAAAGAAGUGCUGCCCUGUGAAGAACACCCGAUCCCGACAACCUUCUACCCCCACGUCAGGUGGUUCCAGAAGGAUGACGUGGUCAUACUGAGAAUAAGGCUGAGGAAUGUGAAAGAUUACAAGUGUAAAUACUUUCAAGAUAGAGUUGUUUUCAGCGCCUGGGUAGAAGACAGAUUUUACUUGGCUGACAUGGUCCUGGAGGCCAACAUCAUAAAGGACGACUGCAAAUGCCUGAUCAAGAAUGACGAGCCUGUCAUCACUCUUGUAAAAGAGAAGAGGGAAUCUUGGUGCAGCUUGCUCAAACAGAAGAAUCCUAAUGUGGCCUUUGACUUUGAUCACUGGGAAGAAUGCGAGGAGGACAGCCACUUCUCCAAGGGUGUCCACUCGAAACCCCUGCCCUGCAAAGUGGCUGAGGUCAUGGAGAAUGGUGACAAAAUGUCAGAAGAGAAGGGCAGCGAGAGUGACUGA